This is a messenger RNA of Paralichthys olivaceus (Japanese flounder), 2952 nucleotides long. RefSeq names its product premelanosome protein a (gene pmela). Gene Ontology annotation, biological process: melanosome organization. Lineage: Eukaryota; Metazoa; Chordata; Actinopteri; Pleuronectiformes; Paralichthyidae. The record is from RefSeq and is a predicted model, not a curated record. Gene Ontology annotation, cellular component: melanosome; plasma membrane.
UUCCCAAAGUCUCUCUGGGAGUAGUGUUGGGGUUCAGGACUGCCAGGUGAAGAUCAGGGCUCAGAGACAGGAGACGGACCAACAGAGACAGGAUGACGACCGUGGCUCUGCUGCUGCUGCUUAUUUUUGCUUUUACAUCCACCAGUGCCAUACAGCGAAGAAGUCAGUUCACACGUUACCGCUCAUGGAACUCACGGAUGUAUCCUGUCUGGAAGGAUGGAGACCCGAGAUUCAGAAACUGUUGGUUUGGUGGUGAAGUAACCUUUGACCUUAAAAGUGAUGGACCCACUCUGACUGGUGCAAGAACAACCUUCAGUAUUAAUCUAAAUUUCCCGCCAAAUCAGACGACUCUCUCAGACGGUCAGGUGGUGUGGGCGCGUAACUGCACCAUCAACGGACAACAGUAUCAGGAGGGUCAGGCUGUGUAUCCAGAUAAGGACACUCAGCAGACGGGUCUUUUUCCAGACGGCACACCAUUCACCAGGAGCCAGAACAAGAAACCACACUAUGUGUUCGUUUGGAAGACAUGGGGGAGAUACUGGCAGGUGGCAGAUGGACCGUCCUCCUCCCUCACCAUCGGUACAGACAACGUCCCCCUGGGCUCUUACAACAUGGAGGUUGUCAUCUAUCACUGCCGCGGCAAAAACAAGUUCAUCCCUCUCGGCUAUGCCUCCUCAGUCUUCUCUGUCACAGAUCAGAUUCCCUUCAGCAUAUCACUUGCCCAAAUCAAUGACAUAAACCAGGACGACCAGAACUUCAUCCAAAACCGAGCCAUUGCUUUCAGUAUCAAGCUCCAUGAUCCCAGCCAGUAUCUUGGCAACGCCGACAUCAGCUUCAGCUGGGACUUUGGUGACAGCAGUGGGACGCUGAUCUCCAGAGAGCAAACUGUCACACACACAUACCUUGCUGUCGGGAACUUCAAGCCGCAGGUGGUGCUGAUGGCAAGUAUCCCUGGUGGCUGUGGAAACCCCACUGCUGCUCCAGCAGUAAUUGUGAUAGACCCCACCCCAGCAGCACCAGCUGAGGCAGGAGAUGCAAUUGCACUGGAUGUCUCUGCUUCUGAUGCCACCCCACUUGCUGCUUCUGUCCAGCCAGCCGACACAGCUGCAGAUACAGUUGAUGGAGAAGCAGUUGUUGAUGCAGAUGCAGAGGUAGUAGAGGUUGCCUCGGUAGCACCUGCAGGAGUUGAUGCAGCUGUUGUUACAGAAGAAGAAGAUGCUGCAGAAGUAGAUGUUGCUGCAGAGGAAACAGAUGCUACAGCAGGGGAGGCAGCCACUGCUGCCCCUGUUGCACCUGCAGCUGAAGAGCCAGAAGAUGCAGAGACAGCUGCAGUCGAUACAGCUGCUGCCGAUACAGCUGCUGCCGAUACAAUUGCUGCCGAUACAAUUGCCGCAGAUACUGCCACUGCCGAUACAGCCGCUGCCGAUGCAGUGGCUGUAGAUGCCGAUACAGCUGUUGCUGAUGAAGCUGCUGCAGAUACAGAUGCUGCAACAGCUGUCACUGAAGAAAAUGUGCCUGUGAUUGAUGCUGCUGUUGCAGAGGGAGACGAAACUGCAGUAGAGGUCACUGCUGGAGUCACUGUUGCUCCUGUGGCAGAAGAAACUGUCGAGCAAGAAGCUGAAGUUGUGGCUGCUGAUGCUGCAGCAGAGGUUGUCCCAGUUGAAACAGCAGACCCUGCUGAUAACGUUGUCGCUCCUGUUGCCACUGAGGCCACAGCUGUAGAAGAAGCAGCACCAGCAGAUGCUGCAGCUGAUACUGAGGCUGAAGUACAGGAAACUGAGAAUGAAGUUGUAGCUACUGUAGCUGCUGCAGAGAUACCAGCUGUUGAGGAAGAGGCGGCUCCAGGUGAAGGUGAAGUUCAAACUGAAGUGGAAGCAGAUCCAGCUCAAGUUGUUCUUGUUGUGGCUAAGAGACAAGCACCAGAGCUGGCAGCUGAUUGUAUGGUCUACCAUUAUGGCUCCCUUGCCACUUCAGUGGAUGUCGUCCAGGGUAUUGAAAGUGUAGAGAUCGUACAGGUGUCCAAUGUUGUGUCAAUGGUGACAGAGUUGGAUCAAAAUGCUGUGGACCUCACUAUCUCCUGUCAGGGAAGUCUCCCAAGUGAGGUGUGCACAGUCAUUUCAGAUGCUGACUGUAUCACACCAGUGGAAACCAUCUGUAAUGCAGCCACACCUUCUCCGGACUGUCAGAUGAUCCUUCGUCAGUUCUUCAAUGACUCUGGAGUGUUUUGCAUCAAUGUCUCCUUGACCAAUGAUGUCAGUCUUGCUGUGGCGAGUGCCAGAGUCAGUGUAACAGUAGCCUCUGGUGGUUCCCCAGCUGGAACAGCCGCCACUGUCCUGGGUGUUAUGGUUCUCGCCUGUGUCGUCUGUUGUAUUGGUUUGAUGUACAGACGGUUCAAGCAGUACCAGCCCCUCAGAGAAGACCAUAGUGGAGGCAGCUCGACAGUCACAUCUGUGCCUUUGUUGUUGUGGAACUUGUUGAGCCGACAGUCGCCAGGAGAAAGUCGUCCGCUGCUUCAGGGGAGGAUUGUGUGAAUAUCACCAGCCGCUCAUGCACUCAACAUCUACAACCCGUGCUAACAUAUCGGCUUUAUACACAUAAUACUCUUCUGUAGUAUUUUGUAACUCCCACUCAAUGUAAUGAACCAAAACCAGUUGGAGUGAACCAGACGUGUACAACACAUUUGCUGGAAUAGAAAGGAGUCACACGUGUAAUAAAAAGUUGUAAUAAAAAAUGUUGAAACAUUUUAGAGGAAAGUUAUAUUUAUUUUGACACUAAUAGUUUUAAGAUGCGAUAAGUCUUAUUUGAGGCCUACUUAUACUAAACCAAUUGGAGAAUCAGCAUUAACACAUUUCAGUUCUAUUUCUUUACAAUGAAAUUUAAAUCACGUGCACGGCAGAAUAAUUAUCAUGUUUGCUACCCUACAAUGAAUAAAGUGGAACUUUAUCACUAUCA